Messenger RNA from Closterium sp. Yama58-4, 1068 nucleotides. The record is from the annotation of a GenBank genome assembly. Lineage: Eukaryota; Viridiplantae; Streptophyta; Zygnematophyceae; Desmidiales; Closteriaceae.
AUGGAUGGGUCAGCGCCGCAGAACUCUCGAACCUCGCUUUCGCAAAGUAACAUCGAACGCGGCUCGUUAGAGUCACAUCGGGAAAUUGAGGCGCUCCGAUGCGUCCUCCCGUGGCUGCCGCAGCGCGACCUGUGCGCCGCGGCGUGCGCGUGCAGGGAUCUCAGAACCGCCGCGUAUCAACCGGCGUUGUGGAAGUCUCUUUCCCUGCAAGGCGCCACUAACGCCAGUGCCAGGCUCGCGCAGGCGCUUCCGCAGCCUCGCUUCUCUCACCUGGAGCAUCUCAAUCUAGAAUUCGCCCAGCCUAUCACAGACGCGGAUCUUUUGCUGCUGGAGGGGAAGCCCCUCGUGUCACUCAAUCUCAACGCCUGUCAGCAAGUCACCGACCAAGGGGUCACCACUGCAGCUAAAUUGCUGCCUAACCUCCGCUCCUUCUCCCUCUACUGGAAUCUCAAAGUGACUGAUUCAGGAGUGAAGCAAGUGGUGCUGCGAUGCUCCUCGUUACAGUCACUCAACCUCAGUGGAUGCAAGAACAUCACUGAUACAUCGCUUCGCUUCAUUGCCAACUCGCUUCUGCACCUCAAGUCCCUCAACCUCACACGGUGUGUGAAAGCGACAGACACGGGUCUCAAGCACAUCACAGCGGGAUGCACCCACUUGGAAGAGCUGCUUCUCUACGCACUCUCCAGCUUCACAGACGAGUCUCUUGCAACCAUCGGCCAGCUAUCCCACCUGCGAGUGCUAGACCUGUGCGGCAUGAAGCAUCUGACGGACAAGGGACUGGAGGGCAUUGCGCGCUGCUCUCAACUCGUUUCCCUCAACCUCUCAUGGUGUGUGCUUGUAACAGAUCAAGGCCUCAUUGGACUGGCAUCCUCCUGUCCUAAUCUCGAGCUUCUAAGUCUGCACGGCAUAAGGGGUGUCACAGAUGCCGCCAUGUCUGCCUUCUCUGCCUCUUGCCAUACAUCCCUGCACACAUUGGACGUCAAUGGUUGUGUGGGAAUACAGGAACGUUCGCACGACCAUCUGAAGCUGCUUUUUCCACGGCUCGCGUCCUUUACGGUUCAUAAAUAG